This is a messenger RNA of Carassius gibelio (silver crucian carp), 1290 nucleotides long. RefSeq names its product claudin 8.1 (gene cldn8.1). The transcript has a single exon. Gene Ontology annotation, biological process: cell adhesion; bicellular tight junction assembly. Gene Ontology annotation, cellular component: plasma membrane; bicellular tight junction. Gene Ontology annotation, molecular function: structural molecule activity. Lineage: Eukaryota; Metazoa; Chordata; Actinopteri; Cypriniformes; Cyprinidae. The coding region runs from base 249 to 1061 and encodes 270 amino acids. The record is from RefSeq and is a predicted model, not a curated record.
GAAAAUGGUGCCUGCUGAACAAACAUCAACAUGGCUACGUGCUCCUCCUCCUCCCCCAGUGACACAAAACCAGACACAAACACUCGCCGGGGGGAUUUGAUUUCAUAGCAACCUGCCCUGGCGUUCCCUCCCUCCCCUGAGCGAGAGGGCGGAGGCUGGGAACAGGUGAACACCUAUCAGCUCCCAUUCCAGCGGGAUGCAAAACCUCACAGUCGAUACCAGUCCUCACUCUUCAGGCUCCAGGAAUCAUGGCGAACAGUGCCCUGGAGAUCGUGGGAAUGUGCGUGAGCCUGAUCGGCCUCAUCGGGGUGGCGGCCAGCACCGGGAUGCCGAUGUGGCGGGUGACGGCCUUCAUCGGGGAGAACAUCAUCGUGAUGGAGACCCGCUACGAGGGCUUGUGGAUGAACUGCUUCCGGCAGGCAAACAUUCGGAUGCAAUGUAAGGUGUAUGACUCUUUGCUGGCUCUGUCUCCGGACCUCCAGGCCGCUCGGGGGCUCAUGUGCUGCUCUGUUGCGUUGACAGGGCUGGGUUUACUAAUCUCCAUCGCUGGGAUGAGGUGCACGGCAUGCAUUCAAGGGAACGACCGCGCCAAGCGGAUGGUUCUGAUCAUCGCUGGCUGCAUGAUCCUAGCGGGCUGCUUCUGCUGCCUCAUCCCCGUCUCCUGGACCGGACACGCCAUCAUCCAGGACUUCUACAACCCCUUGCUCAUCGACGCCCAGCGUAGGGAACUAGGGGAAGCGUUGUACAUUGGUUGGGUGUCUUCCGCCUUCUUAUUCGCUGGUGGGUGCAUAUUCACCUGCUGCAACGGGCCUCUGGACAAGGGCCCGGAUCGGAGGUACAUGUACAACAGGAACGCACCUUAUGUGCCCUAUCAGCCACAACCCGUGGCCUACCACCCUCAGCCUCGCUCGGUGUACAGUCACCCGUCCGGGCCACCUUCGUUCAUUGAGCAGUCAUAUCAACCGUCCAGACAGCAGUCGUUCAUUCAGCCUUCCAGACAGCAGUCAUUCAUACAACCGUCCCGACAUCCGUCCGCCCGCAGCGCCGUGGCUUAUCUCUGAAAUCCAGCCGGACAUUUCACAGGCUUGUGUAUGUGUGUGUUAGAGAGAAAUGGACAGGACAACCAAAAGUAAAAAAAAAAAAAAAAGGAUUUUUAGUCAUGCAUUUCAUUUUAUUUUAUUUUUUCAUUCUUGGGAAUGUUUUUGGCUACGUUUAGAUGUUAUUUCUACUCAUAUCUAUGCAGGAGAUGGAAAGGACUUCUAAAGAAAGCUUUUUUUUCUUUUUUUUUUU